This is a messenger RNA of Phycodurus eques (leafy seadragon), 1148 nucleotides long. RefSeq names its product VPS28 subunit of ESCRT-I (gene vps28). The record is from RefSeq and is a predicted model, not a curated record. Gene Ontology annotation, cellular component: ESCRT I complex. The transcript has 10 exons. The coding region runs from base 67 to 741 and encodes 224 amino acids. Gene Ontology annotation, molecular function: protein-containing complex binding. Gene Ontology annotation, biological process: protein transport to vacuole involved in ubiquitin-dependent protein catabolic process via the multivesicular body sorting pathway. NCBI's taxonomy places the organism in Eukaryota, Metazoa, Chordata, Actinopteri, Syngnathiformes, Syngnathidae.
AUGAGGGUGUCUUCACGUAGACGUCAUUGCAGCUUCGCCGAAACAUUAAGCUGAUACACUAACAUUAUGUUCCAUGGCAUACCGGUUACAGGGAGCAUGGGAGGAGGAGCUCCAGCCAAUAAACCCGAGCUGUACGAGGAGGUGAAAUUGUACAAAAAUGCCCGAGAAAGAGAAAAGUACGACAACAUGGCAGAGUUGUUUGCUGUGGUCAAGACCCUGCAGGCCCUGGAGAAAGCCUACAUCAAAGACUGCGUCACGCCCAAUGAGUACACCGCCUCGUGUUCCAGACUGCUGGUCCAAUACAAGGCGGCGUUCAAACAGGUGCAGGGCUCCGAUGUGGGCUCCAUCGACGACUUCUGCCGCAAGUACAGGCUGGACUGCCCGCUGGCCAUGGAAAGGAUCAAGGAGGAUCGGCCAAUCACCAUCAAGGACGACAAGGGCAACUUGAACCGCUGCAUUGCCGACAUAGUUUCCUUGUUUAUCACAGUUAUGGACAAGCUGAGACUGGACAUCAGAGCCAUGGACGAGAUCCAACCGGACCUGCGCGAGCUAAUGGAGACUAUGAACCGGAUGAGCAACAUGCCGCCGGACUCUGAAGCCAAGGACAAAGUCAGCCUCUGGUUGAGCACCCUGAGCAGCAUGUCGGCCUCGGACGAGCUGGACGACAGCCAAGUGCGCCAGAUGCUCUUCGACCUGGAGUCGGCCUACAUCGCCUUCAACCGCUUCCUGCACUCGUCCUGAGCCAAUCGCGUUUGUCUGUUUGUGUCACACGACCUUUACCUGUGUUCUUAUCAAUGUACCAGCUCCCUCUUUUUUCACUUUAUUCUUUUCCCUUUUUUGCCAGAGUUUUUUCCUCCUUCAAUAUUAUUGUGUCACCAAAAUGACAGGUAAAUUACUGUAUAUAAAUAAUUGGACUUUAUAUCCUAUUAAAACCCGGAAGGAUUAGAUUGUUAGUUAAUGUACAGCAAUUUGUUGGAUUUCGCACGGUGUCUUGUCUUCUUUGAACUCAUCGUCACCUCCCCCGGACCCGGUUUGGGGACUACAGUAAAUAUUUAUUAAGAUGUAUCGUUGUUUGUAUAAAUGUUUGGAUAAUGACAUCCAAAAUCAUACACGCUUGUUCUUUUUAACAAUAAAAGUUGUAAUAUACC